Uranotaenia lowii is the source of this 2439-nucleotide messenger RNA. RefSeq names its product lamin-B receptor-like. The transcript has 3 exons. Gene Ontology annotation, molecular function: oxidoreductase activity, acting on the CH-CH group of donors, NAD or NADP as acceptor. Gene Ontology annotation, biological process: sterol biosynthetic process. Bases 243 to 2267 code for a protein of 674 amino acids. Gene Ontology annotation, cellular component: nuclear inner membrane; endoplasmic reticulum membrane. The record is from RefSeq and is a predicted model, not a curated record. Lineage: Eukaryota; Metazoa; Arthropoda; Insecta; Diptera; Culicidae.
CCCCAGCAGAAAGCAAGCAGCAUAUCUGGCUGGCCCGUCGUCGGUGGUUUAACGCAUACACAUCAGCAGCAUACAUUUUCAUUGAUGGCGUCUUUUUCGAUUUGACGCUUGGGAUUUGAGUGAAGUGAAAGAAAAUCUGCCGAUUUACGUCGUUUUAAACGAGGAAGACAUCUGUAACCGUAAUCAAACUGUGCGCGAAGUUAAGCUGAGUUCGAGUACCAUCGAGUUUAGUGGUUGGAGUAAUGGAAAGUCGUCGAGCAACACGGGGUGCUCCCACCGGAACGGGGACAACGGCUACCGCAGUUCCAGGACCGGCUGAGUUGGCCAAACGGGGUCGCAAAUCGGUGGCAGUCCGUAACCGGUCUCCUUCGCCCCCAGCCAGGAAACCGUCACCCGCGAGAAAGACAUCACCCGCAAGAAAGGCAUCACCCGGACGACCCAGGAAACAAUCUCCUGCUAGGAGAGCCUCGCCGGCCAGGAAGGCAUCACCGGCUAGAAAAGCAUCACCCGCCCGGAAAGCAAGUCCUGCUAGAAAGGCAUCACCCUCGAGAAAAUCUCCAGGACGGAAACCCGCCCCAAAACCAACGAAGGUAUCACCGGAUGAACCCAGACGUACAACAAGGAGCAAAACUUCGGAACAGCGAGACAAAAGUCCUCCUUCCAAACGGGUUUUGCGAGAUAAAAAUCUCUCAAUAAUCCUAGACGAAGCCGAGGAGCUUUCGAAAAAAGGUUCCCCCGCUAAGAGCAUAACUCCAAACACCAGCCAACGGUCGAUUGUGACCUCUACCGAGCGCAGUCGUAUCACCGGUUCCCGUUCCGUUAGUGUGGCCAACGACUCCCAGGAAUUCUCCGAUCACGAAGAAAUUGAAUUCCAGAGUUUCCGCAAGGACGACAAUGGGCUACUUGGAGAAAAAUCUUACGCCCGGCGAAGUGCGACCAAACAACUGCAAGAGCUCAAAGAAUUCGGGGGAACCUGGGGAGCAGUUGCAGCCCUGCUCCUGGUACCGGCCUUCAUAUUCUUUACCAACCAUUUCUGCUCCGGAGCCACCCAUCGGGAUUGCUCCUUCAAAAUACCCGCUAAUUUGGAUGAAUUCAAAAGCCUUUCGACAUACUUCAACCGGGAAAUCGGAGUCAUCUUUCUGCUGUUUACAUGGGGUAUAGCAGCCGUGACCGCACUCCCCAUCGGCAAAGCCGUGAAAAUCGUCGAUGAAAUUCGGGGCCAGCAAAGUUUCACCUUCACCGGUCUAACUUGUGCCGUUUUCACCGGACUCGUAAUCUUCGUAGCCGAAUAUUGCUACAAGUACCCUCUGAUCUCAACAAUCAGCAAAGGCUACAACCAACUGUUGGUCAUAAGUCUUGUCUAUGCGCUAAUAACCGCCACCCUUGCCUUCAUCAAAUCUCGCUAUGUUCCACAAGCCAACCACAAUCCUUACGCCAAGUCCAACAAAUUCCUACCGGACUUCUUCAUCGGUAGAGAAAUCAAUCCCCUCACCUUCAACCAUCUGAACCUUAAACUGGUCCACUAUCACAUCUCGAUUAUCUUGGCCCUGGUAUUCAACUCCAUCAUCCUGUACCGUAAUCUCCACUUCCCGGCCCUACCUGAUGCUGAAGAACCGCUAACACUUCUCGAAAAAGUCACCUUCACCCUCAAGAACCUCGAAUUCGUUCCGGCCUCGGUGGUCGCCGCUUCGCUCACCAUCCUGUACCUACUGGAUCUCCUAGCCUACGAACACCACCUAACCUUUUCGUUCGAUCUGCAAAACGAAGGCUUCGGUUCCGGUUUGUUGCUGCGCUAUGCCAUCUUCCCCUUCACCCUGACGCUGCUCCCGAAAUACAUCUCGGCCCACAAGCUAACGGAAGUUCCGGUGUGGGCCCUGGCCACCGUUGCCCUUCUAGCCCUGGUCGGACUCUUCGUCAAACGAUCUAGCCAACGGUUGAAGCAUCUGUACCGGUUGAACCCACUGGGCGAGAAAUUUAUCGAUUUGGAAACGCUGCCCACCUUCCAGGGUCGUCGGCUACUGGUGGCUAAGCUUUGGGGGCGAAUCCGUCAGCCCAACUACGUCGGUGAUAUCCUGCAAAAUGUGGCUCUGUUGCCCCUGCUCUACUGGCGCUUUGCCUGGCCUCCGCUAUUGGCCGUGCUCUUCACCGUGAUCCUGCUGGUGCACCGGGCUCAUCGGGUUAACGAACGGAACGCCAAGAAGUACAACUCGGCCUGGCAACGCUACUGCACCACUGUCCGGUACAUGCUGAUCCCAAAGGUGUAUUAAAGCAGGUUGAAAGGCUAAAACAGACCGGAGAGAAUCGAAUACAAAGCAUUAUUUGUAUAAAGAACAAUUUUCUCGUUGCUCCAGAAAAGACGCGAUUAUGAUAUGCUUUUGAGAGCACUAUUCUAAACGCUAAUGAAUGAUGGUUUAAAGCAACUAAAAAAAAACAAUUAAA